This is a messenger RNA of Microbotryum saponariae, 4102 nucleotides long. Lineage: Eukaryota; Fungi; Basidiomycota; Microbotryomycetes; Microbotryales; Microbotryaceae. The record is from the annotation of a GenBank genome assembly.
AUGGCGGUCGGGUGUACGUACUCGUCACUGCGCAAGGCCGAGUUCGAAUACGCCGCGACGACCGAGGAGGAGCUGUCCGUGCAGGAGGAUCAGUUGGUUUGGGUUGUCGAGGACGAUGAUCCCGAGUGAGUUUGAUGUGCGCCUUGUUCUGCUGGGAUGGGAGGUGCUCCCCGGGCGUGCGCGGCGUGAUCGGUCACGGUCACUCUGUCGGACCCGAUCGGGGCGGCGGGGCGGCUAUGCCAAGCUAGUGCUGUGAAGAGACUGACCAACUGACCAACUGACCGAAUCAUCCGACUUCGUAUGUUCCUCCUUUCCGCAGAUGGCACAAAGUCAAGAUCAAGUCGUCCGACUCGACCGCGGCCCCACACAUCGGACUCGUACCCGCCUCGUACCUCACCUCAGCCCCCGUACUCCGCGUCGUUCGAGCCAUGUACGACUAUUCCCCUGCAUUGAACGAGGAAGGCCUCGCCGAUAACGAUGAGGAAUUGGCCAUCACGGAGGGGGAGGAACUGAGCCUGGUCGAGGAGGAGGAGGAUUGGUGUCUUGUGCUUCGGGAGGACGGUCAAGGCGCCGGCUUCGUGCCGACGAGUUAUAUCGAGGUGAGAAGCACUUUGGUCAGAUGCGGAUCCAAGGUUCCAAGUCAUUUAUCUCGCUAUGGUGUGUGCGCUUCUCUCAGGACGCCGACGCGGUGCAUCAUCCAGCCGAACCCGUCGAUCAGCCUGCCGACGUGGAGGAGGAGGAGGAGGAGGAGGAGGAGGAGGAGGAAGAGGUGAGGUGAAAAAGAGUACCGCGUUUGUCGACACAUCCUGGAACUGACACUCGGUACAAUGCGUCCAGGCGCCUCUCCCUGUUGCCGCACCUGUUCCGGCCGCUUCGACGUAUACGAGCACACUGCCUCCGCCCCCUCAACGGAACGUCUCGACCGUCAGCCCCACGAGCGUCAAGACCUGGGCCGUCACAGUUCGUCGCCAGCCUCGAAACAGCUAACCGCAUGUGGCAUUCCCAGCUAAGACACCUUUCUUGAAUCUAAAUAGGAGGUCGACAAAAAGAAGAAGAAGAAAAAGGGCACACUCGGUGUUGGCAACGGCGCCCUCUUCUUCGCCAGCGAGAGUGACAAGGUGGGGCUCAACCCGGCGGAAUCUGUCCGAACCCUUCUUGAUCGAAUGCUGACCGAUCCUUGCGUUUGGGCACACAGACCCCCGUUCAACAAUACCCCUUGUCGUCACUCGAACACAUCACGACCGAAAAGUUCAAGCACCUCCACCUCUCGUUCCCCUCGGCGCCCGAACCGCUCCAUUUCGUCAUCGGUUCCAAGGACGUUUUCGAGGAGAUCGUCGACAAGAUCGAAGCAGAUCGUGCCACUUCCGGUUCUUCGGCUGCAAAGGCGGCCUCCCCAGCAGUUCCUGCGGCGCCUCGACCGCCUCCCCUUGCUGCCGCUGCCGCUCCCACCGCUCUUCCACCACCCGUCGCUACUUCAGGCUACAUGCCUCCGCCUCCGCCCAUCCGUAGUGCCUCCUCGAGCAACAUCGUCCCUUCCGCCCCCAGUACUCCCGCUCGUAACGGAGGAUCGUCAACCCCCGUCGGAAGCGAAGCCAACGCGGUCGCUCUGUACGACUUUGAACCCCAAGGUGAUGACGAAAUCGCCAUCGUUGAAGGGGAACGCGUGAUCCUCAUCGACGACGGCUCGACUUCGGACGAUCCCGAUUGGGCCAAGAUUCGUAAAGUGGGUAGCAACGUCGAAGGUGUCGUACCGGCGAGUUAUAUUGAAUUGGAUCCUGGAGCUUCCGCGGUCGGGUCCACGCCGGCCAAAAGAACGAUCCCUGCUCCUCCUCCAGCUCCCGUCCCUGCCCCUGCCGCUGCUACUUCACGUGCUUCUCGAAGUCGUCCAUCAGCUUAUGACGAAGAGGAAGAAGAUCGAAGAGAGGAAGAAGAACGUGCUGCCGCAGCGAUCAUUUCGAACCAACUCAUAGAUGAGAAGCGUGCUCAACUGGCUCGGGACCGAGAGGCGAAAGCUGAACGCGCGUCCAAGAGGGAAGCGGAGAAGGAUCGUCAACGCCUCGCGAGGAUGGAGUCCCAACCUAGGGCUGCACCGAUCCCUGUACCUACGACCAAGUCGGGUUUGACUCAAUUGGGAAGCGAUGAUGAUGCUGAGCCGUCGAAAAAGUCGAGGUCGUCGAGAGGGGAGAAUGGGGGCAGGUCGUCGAAGGAUAAGGCGGUGAGGAAACCUGAUGCGUCUAAAAUUCGGACGUGGAAGGAUCGUACGGGACAAUUCAAGGUCGAGGCGGAGUUCAUCGGGCUCAAGGAUAACAAGAUCCGUUUGCACAAACUUAAUGGGGUCAUUAUUGAGGUACCUCUAGAGAAGAUGUCGGGGGAGGACACGACCUGGCUCAAGAAGAAGAUGGGUGGUGGGGACGAUGAGAGAAGAGACCGAUCGUCGAGAGAGGCGUCGUCGAGUCGACAGUCGGGGUCCAAGUCGACGUCGUCAGGCCAGCCCAAGAAGCAGAACACAACAGAUUGGUUCGAGUUCUUCCUCAAUGCCGGGUGCGACGUCGAUGCGUGUCAGCGAUACGCUCGUAAUGCCGACAACGAGGGGAUUGAGGAUUCGCUCAUUCCUGAUCUCGAGGAGUCAAAUCUUCGUAGUCUCGGGCUCAAGGAAGGCGACAUCAUUCGCGUGCGUCGGUAUAUCAAGGAGAAAUACGCAGGACCGCCACCCCCGACCAAAUCCGACCGCGAGGAACAGAUCGCUGCGGAUGCAAGGAUGGCCCUCGCACUACAAAACGGACGCCCCACGCCCCCUGCUCCGGGCUUAUUCUCCGGUCCGGAUGGCAAGUUACGAAGAGGGAGGAGGAACACGGCCAACAACCGAACGGCAGCGGGAGCGGUGGACCCCACUGCUCUUGUUGCUGCUGGGUCCGAGAUCGCCAAGACGCGUGGCUCGACGCCAGUCACAUCGCCUAUCUCGGCGCAGUCGACGGGAGCGGCGUCCCUCGAUCCUACGAAGAGGUCCAGCUCAACUCAGCCUCAGGUUGGUGGCUUUGACGACGAUGCGUGGGAAGUCAAGCCUUCGCCUUCGUCGCCCGCUCCUCCUGCGCCCGCUCCUGUGGCUGCUCCGGCACCUCCUCCUGCUCCCGCUGCCCCUGCCCCUGUACCAGCUCCAGCCCCUGCCGCAUCAUCGCCUGUUGCUGAGACACCCCCGGUCCAGGCUCCCGCAAGGACUGGCUCAGCUGCCGGUCUGACGUACAACGAUGGUUUGCUGGCGCAGCUCGGCAUCGGCAACAACGUACCACGCCCUUCUUCGACUCCCACGGCCAACACACCGCAAAUGAACGCCCUCUCCGUCCCCGCCUUUAACCCCAACGCUCCACGAGGUCCCAUCACGCCUAUCGCUGCAAACCAAGGUCUGCUCGCCCCUCUCGUCCCAACCCGAACGGGUUUCCCUACGCCGUUGAUGCCCAUGGCAACAGGGUUCAAUCCGAUGCAACCCCAAUUCACGGGCAUCCCCAGCCCAGUGAUGGUCAUGAGUCAACCGACCGGAUUCGUAGGGAUGAGUGCCCCUUCGCCUUUGGGUAUGCAACCUACAGGGAUGAACUUUCCCGCUCAACCUCAACCGAGUGGGUUCAUGCAACCUCAACCGACGACGGGAUUCAUGCAAGCACAGCCGACGGGGUACAUCCAACCCCAGCCUACUGGGUUCAUCGUACCCCAACCGACGGGUUACAACCCUCAAGCUUCAGUUUUUGGUCAGCAACCACAACCACAAUUCCAACAACAUCAACCUCAACAACCCGCACAACAACCCAUCCAAUUCAACCCCAUGCCACCCAACUCGAACAACUCCCAAACCGCAACCAAAACCGCUCAAUUCGAACCAACCAACAUCUUCGCCUCCAUGAAAGACGGCACUUUCGCCUCCGGUUCUACCCAACUCGGUCCUCAACAGGCAAAUAAAUACGAUUCGUUGAGACCCCAACCCACUGGGUUUAACGGAGGUCCGAUCCAGGCUCAGCCGACGGGCUUUGGGGCCAUGCAGCCGCAGAUGACGGGGUAUAAUCCCAUGUUCAAUGGGCAACAACGGCCGGGUGGGUAUGGGGGUUAUCGAUGA